Molecule: messenger RNA, 267 nt
Organism: Dentiscutata erythropus
Lineage: Eukaryota; Fungi; Glomeromycota; Glomeromycetes; Diversisporales; Gigasporaceae
Source: the annotation of a GenBank genome assembly
AUGACAUCUCAAUGGUUACGUCUUUGUGCUCAAUUUCGUGCUCAAUUUCAUGCUCAAUUUCAUGAUCAAAUUCAUGCUCAAAUUCAUGCUCAAAUAAUAAUACCUACUGUUAAAGUCAUUAUCAUAGAAGUCAUAGAGGCCAUAAAGGUUUUAGAGGCCAUAAAGAUCAUAAAGGCCAUAAAGGUCAUAAAGGCCAUAAAGGUCAUAGAGGCCAUAAAGGAAGGUCAUAAAGGCCAUAAAGGUCAUAGAGGUAGUGAUAUAAUUUAA